AUGGAUUGCAUAGUGGCUGCGUCUACCGGCGCUUUGAAAGGGAUAAACUUUCGUGAAAAUUCGUUCACGAAUUUAUCGCCAAUCAAAACUUUGGCUCCAAAGCAAGAUGAAAUUACAAGCAUGAUCUGGACAGGCACGGGACAGUCAGAAGUAUUGGCAGCCUUACUCGAUCGCAGUUUGAAGUUGUAUGACGCUCAGAAAAACACGUUCGAUCCCAUGUUCAAGAUAACAGGAGGCGAAGGCGCAGUGCAAGGGUUGCAUAGCCUGAACAACGGAAAAUUCAUUUCUUGUGUGGAAUCGGGCCAGGUCAAAGUUUGGAACGAAUCUGGCGAAAGUACUGGGGAAUGGGAAGCAGGUGUAGGUGUGAAAGUGAUGAGAGGUUCAAAUGAGCGCAAAGAACUUCUUACCGGUGGUUCAAAACAUUUGAUAAAAACAUGGGAUAUGGAAACGGGAAAGCAUGUGUGGUCGGCAAGAAACGUACCGCUAGAUAAGCUUGGAUUGGAGGUACCUGUAAUGUGCACGGAUGCACGAUAUGUUAAUGAGUCUGGUACUAUUGUGGAAGCGACGAAAGUACAUGAGAUACGAUUGUACGAUCCUCGUGCGCAACGUCGACCAGUUAAGAAAAUUCCAUUCAUGGACGUUCCGAUCACUGCUGUUAGUCGAUGCUACAGAAACAAUCACAUUCUGGCAGCUAAUUCUAUUGGUGAAAUGGGACUUUUUGAUUUGCGAAGCAAAAUUAAUCCUGUUUGCAAAUACAAAGGGCAAGCUGGGGCCAUCCGCUCAAUAGAUGCGCACCCAACUGCUCCUUACGUAGCAACUUGUGGCAUUGACCGAUUCGUUCGAAUUCAUGAAAUAGACACGAAGAAGCUUGCCAGUAAGGUCUACUGUAAAACUCGGCUCAACAGAGUUCUAAUCAGAUCUGAAUUGCCUAGUCUGUUAACAGUCAUAGAGAAAAACGACGAACAGGAAUGGAGAGAAUUAAAGAAUGAAAUGAAUUGUGACAGCGAGGAUUCAUCAGGAAGUGCAUCUGAUGGUGAUGAGUCAACCGACGAAUGUACAUGGAAAAAAUUGGUUGUGAGUGAUGAUGAUCAAAAUUCUGUGAGGAAACAACAUUUAUGUGUUCCCCAUAGAAAACGUAAAGAGGAUGAAGCGAUUGUGGUCGGAGCGAGAGAUGACGAAGAUCAACCUGCAUUGAAAAGAAGAAAAGUGACUAAGUCAAAGAAGCGAAGAGAAGAGGCAGCUGCUGAAGAGGAAAAUACGGAACCUUGCAAGAAGGCGAAAAUUGUGGACGGUGUGAAACAACAAGAAGAAGGAAAAGUGGAAGUGAAGGAAGAGGAAGAUGAAUUGCCACCAAAGAGAAGGAAAAAGUUUGGAAAACCGGAGAAGUGUUAG
This is a messenger RNA of Necator americanus (New World hookworm), 1392 nucleotides long. RefSeq lists its product as uncharacterized. Bases 1 to 1392 code for a protein of 463 amino acids. Gene Ontology annotation, molecular function: protein binding. NCBI's taxonomy places the organism in Eukaryota, Metazoa, Nematoda, Chromadorea, Rhabditida, Ancylostomatidae. Gene Ontology annotation, biological process: ribosomal large subunit biogenesis. The transcript has 13 exons. Gene Ontology annotation, cellular component: preribosome, large subunit precursor; nucleolus. The record is from RefSeq and is a predicted model, not a curated record.